This is a messenger RNA of Nymphaea colorata (pocket water lily), 5438 nucleotides long. RefSeq lists its product as uncharacterized. The record is from RefSeq and is a predicted model, not a curated record. Gene Ontology annotation, molecular function: protein binding. NCBI's taxonomy places the organism in Eukaryota, Viridiplantae, Streptophyta, Magnoliopsida, Nymphaeales, Nymphaeaceae. Bases 184 to 4803 code for a protein of 1539 amino acids. Gene Ontology annotation, biological process: regulation of cell cycle. The transcript has 14 exons. Gene Ontology annotation, cellular component: nucleus.
GAUGCGGGAGGGGGGCGAAGGGGGAGGCCGACCGGGCCGCCGUCGGGCCGGCCUCUCCGGCCCGGGCCGGCCCGACGCCCAGCCUUAAGUUACCCGAAACCCAGCCCUCGGGCCUCGUGGUCAGAACCGGGUCUCGUUCUUACAAUGUUUCAGAUACUCGAUCCACUUUCCUCACCCCGUUAAAUGCUGUCAUUUCCCGCGUCCACCCUUCAACCAUCUCUCUUUUCCCGCGAACGCAUUGUUGGAACCCUAGACUCUCUCUCCCUCUCUCCUUUGCUCUGCAAACCCCGUUUCUUUCCUCGGAUGGACAAUCAGAACGAUGAUGGGCUCGAGAUCGUAGCUAUCGGAUCACUUUACCGAGGACCAUGGGUGAAGAAGUACUGGAGUUGUUCGAGGGGAAAAGAUCGGUACCCCUACCCUGUUGGUUAUCAAGCAGUUCGCACAUGCGCUGGUGAUACGUACAGAAUGGAAAUACAUGAAGGGUCAAAAGGGCCGCUAUUUUUGGUUGCGGCAGGUGGUAAAUCAGUGACAGGACAGACUCCAGACAUUGCGUGGGGGAAGUUUAACAAGGAAAAUAAUUGUCGAGUCAAGAUUUGGCAUGGGAAACGAUUUUCAUGCAAAAUAGACGGUAUUCAGCUUUUUGGGUUCACAAAUCCCUUUGUUCAGAGGCUGCUCCGUGAGCUUGUUGCAGAUGAACAUAGGUUGACAGAGAGCAGUUUGAUUCUUCCAAGUUGCAAGGACUCUUUAACAUUAGAAAAGCAAAAUUCUAACUUACAUAGGUUGCCUGAUCUACUAGUGGAGUUACAAAAACAAGAAACUAGUGGCAAGAAAUGGAAGAAACAAAGAAGUAAAGCUUUUCAUUCUCGACCCAAAAGGCAGAAAACACAUGAUCCGUCAACUCAAAUGCAUCAGGGUUUCAAAUGUGAAAGUCAGACUCGACACUGUGAGGGCACAGUAGAUGACUUGCAUGAAAGAAGUUUGACUUCACAUAAAAUAAGUAGGGAGGAUGAUCCUUCUUAUGAUGACUAUGUUUGUAAAACUAAGAUCAGUGGUACUGACUGGAGCAAUAAGCUUUCAUUCUCUAGUCCCCUAGAAGAAGAAGCUGAUGAAACUUGUAUUUUGCCAACAAAUAAAGAAAGUUGUUCACUAAAUAUUAAUCAUGCAAUUGCAGUCUCAUCAGUACAUCCGACCCUCAGAUAUGACAAUGAAGGAAACACAAAGUUAGCCGAAGCAAAAGAUGGUUUCCCUACUCUAGAAUCGUAUCAUUCUUUGUAUCAUUGCUGUGAGAAAGAAGACCUCGCCAAAGACAGUGGUGACCUUUGUAGUUACAAAGAGAUGCAUGUGUUUCUGCAAGGAAGAGAUUGUACAGUCAAUGAAGACAAAAAUGACAAAGGAGAACAGACAUUCACUUUGCCGAAUGUUCUUACAAGUAAUCUUGUCUUGGUGCCAGAUUCCUUUGAGCUUACACAUGAUAACACUGCUUGCCCUGUUCUUGGAAACAACAAAAGAAAUCCUGAAGUUGCAAGUAGUGAGGUUGUAGCAGUUGAUACUUGCUUGUUAUGUUCUUCAAAUGGUGUGGAAAUGCACAUGUCAAUGGAGGGCAAGGAUGCUGGUGACAUACUGAGGUUUAAUUUGCAAAAGGAAGAAGCUCCACCAGCCAUAUUGAAGGACAUGUCAAACUCUGCUUUGCCUGCUUUUGGUGUUCCUGCUUCUGAAGGAUCGUAUUUGAAAUCCCAGUCAGAUGAAGAAAACCAUGUGGAUCUUGGAACUCAAUAUUCUGGUUCUGAAAGAAGUGAUUCUGACAUCAUGGGUAAAGAAUUUGCAAAGUCGAUGAUGGAAGUUCUGCUUCCACAAGCUUUGCCUUUGCUAAAGUACUCACGGAGGAAAAAGGUAAACCGGAAAAUGAAAUUAGAUAACAUCAAGCAAGGGGCUUCUCAAGAUGCAAUAAAUAUUCCGGUUAAGGACCAUGGAGCUUUUAACAGCAGCGAUGUUUUAUGUAAAGAUGGAGUUGAUUCUGAAUCGUCAAAAGAACCAGAAGCAGCUGUGAAGAAUCAACUGCAGGUGUUAGGUCCACACCUUGAAAAAUUAUUGGCAGACGUUGACCCUAUUAUUGCAGACAGCUUGGAGGAUGACACAUAUGCUGAUCUCCUCACUAGUCACACGCCUUUAAGUGUAAACCUUGGCAAGGCCGAUGUCAAUCCUGUUGGAGACUCUGAAAAUCAAUGGGAAAAUUCCAACUUACUAGGUUGGGAUUUUGAGACACUGAAAAUGUGCAGUCCAAAGUCAAGGCAAGCAGGGGAAUGUUUACUGUUGAGUAAUGCUACAAAGGCUGGGGAGUUCCAUGAAUUUGUGCCUCAUGAUUUUGCAAGCAGACACAGUAAUGCAUCUGCCUCUGAGGAUAGGAACUCCAAAAAUAACAAUGAAAAUCACUGUAAACUCAAAGGCUUUCCAUUCAUUUCAGAAAGUGAUGAACCCAUGCCAAUAGUUGUGCCAAAGUCUUCUAAUAAGUCUCAUAGUUCUGCUUCAUGUGCCUCCAUUGAAUUCAAGGAACAGAAGGAUUCUGGUUCCUCAAGUAAUGAAGGUGAUGACCAUUCACUUAGGUCUGAUUCAGCCAUGCUGUGCUUAGUAGCAGAAACUGUUGAAACACGCCAUGUUGGACUACAAAAUGAUUGCCAAGAUGGGCCUGAAAAUAAUAUCCCAAAUGCAAACUUUGCAAAUUUGCAUAUUUCAUUUAAACAAGAAGAUUCUAGCAUUCAUGGACAAUGUUACUCACCAGUAGAAGAUACAAGUGAUCUUCUGAACCUGGAAUGUGGUAUUCAAUUGUUAGAGACUGAUGGUAGAAUGUUUGUUUCCAAGACAAGUGAUACUCAUCUUAAAGAUCUUCAAGGUGCUACCUCUAGCAGCGAGCAUGCUUUGGCUUCUCCUAAUGUGAAAGGGCAUCCCUGUAUGCCUUUUUUUUCUGAUGCAAAGGAGCUUGAUCAAUCUAAAAUGGUAACUGAUGUUGGCACAGCAAACGCUUUCAUGGAGAAGCUUUUCGAUAACACAACUUUUGAACCACAAAUUAGCCAGCAUACUGUUGUGGAGGGUAAUUUUGCUGUUGAGUUUUCAUCUCCAAAUGGGAACAAGCUAACCAAUCAUUUCUGUGAUGUGGAUGUGGAGAGAGCUAUUCCUGCAGAAAGUAUAUCCAUGGGAAUCUCUGUUAUGGAUGGGGACGCUGUUGAUACAGCUAAAAACGGAGAAGUCAUGGGUUGCACUUCUAUUCCUUACAUUCAAAAGGAAAAGGAAUGUAAGCUAAAUGUCUUGGAGGAGGAAGAUGUCCUAAAUGUCUCAAGGAAACCUGAUUUUUUAUCUCUUCCUGCAAAAGACUGCUGUCCUGCAUUAUGUUUUGAGAAACCAGUGAACAUUCCAGUUAAAAGGCAAACUUGCUUUACCGGGGAUCCAUCUAAUAAGGUUGUGCCUGAUCAAAGGGAUGAUAUACUGCUUAAUGAACGAAAACCUGAGACAGUUGCAUUUAAUCACCUUAAUUCAAUGUCAACCAAGUGCAACAAUUCUUCAACAAGUUGCAUUGACCUUGUUAGCUGUUGUGUGAGCCCAAUUCCUGUUUCAUCUAUGCUAUUGAAAAAACAAAGGAAUGGUGUUCUCUUAUGUGUUAUCUGUGGCCUUCCUGAAGAAAUGAGUAGGACACUUUUUGUCUAUGCGAUUCCAGAUAAGGAACUGACAGAAAAGUACCCUUCCUUUCAUGGUUAUGCGCCGAUUCAGUUACCUCUGUGCAGCUACAGUUAUGACCAAAAAUUUCCUGGUGAAAGAUCCAAAAUUCAGUUUAUACCUGAUGGCAAGCUCCUUGUUUUGCUUGAUAGCAUUAGAACUCCAUGGUGCAGUAAGCGAGACUUUGGGUGCUUGUGCUCUGUUUGUAAAGCAGCUUCUCAGGGAAGUUCUGUGAAAGUUGUAUCAGUAAAAGCUGGUUAUAUGUCUGUAUUGGCUAAGUUGAAAGUAGUUGAAACUUCCCACUGUUUGUUAGUUUGUGAGCCAUGUUAUCUUGUUGCUGCACAAAAGUGGGGGAAGUUACAUGUGUGGGUCAUGAAUACCACAUGGAGUAUGGACGUGGAAGAAUUCACACUUCCAUAUUUUACUGAUACUGCAAUCAUGGUGGAAUUGGAGAAGAUGCCAAAUUGGCCCUAUCUAAUCAUUGGGCACGACUGUGUUGGGAGAUUUGGUUUAUGGGAUGUAUCAAGGAGGGUCCUCUUGGCAAAAUUCUCGUACUCAGGCUGCUCCAUACACCAUUUUGUUCCUUUUGGUUUUUUUUCUGGUGCUAUUCCUUCCGUUGACGAGGUUGGGCACCAGGCCGCUGUUUUAAGUACUUCAGAAUUGUCCUUUUGGGGCCCUAGCGGGAAGUCUGCUUGUUCUCCAAUGGAAAGUGAGGAUGUCGCUGUCUGGCUCCUUGUUUCAACUGUUUCUUGUGACACAUACUGGUCAAAUCACUGCUUUGAGGGUUCCGACAAGAGUUACACUGGGUGCUGGAGGCUUGCUCUUUUGCUGAAAGAUAUGCUAAUUCUAGGAAAUACAGUGGAUACAAGGUCUUCUGCAGCAAAUGUCUUGCCUGGCUAUGGAAUCAUUGGCAGGAUUGAUGGGCAUGUCUAUCUUUGGAAACUGACAAGUGGUCAUAAAGUUGCCUAUUUAAAUAAUCUUAAAGGUGCUAGGGUUUCAUGCAUUGCUGCUGAUGCAAGUUCAAAUACAUUUGCUGUUGCCAGUGCUGACUGUCGUGUGUUCUUGUACAUGUGCUCUUCAAGCCCCUGGGGAAGUUAAUCUCUGGGUCUUUUAGAUAUCUUUGGUUAAUAGCAAGUGAUGUAUAUAGUUGAUGCAUGGCAGAUUGCCACAAUUUUUUUUUCUCUCCUGUCAUAAAGUUUCUGGAGUCUCCACCCCACUAAAAGAUCCUUUGGUACAAAACUGUAGAAGUCCCGCUUGUUUACAAGGACAAGCUUAUAGUGGGAGCAAAAAUGGAUUAAUGACAGAAGGUAACGCCAGUAUCUGUAUUCCACCUCAGUUGUAUCUAGAACAUGGAGGCACACCAGAUAUUAAAGGCUUCAGUGGCAGCGUGCUCGGGGGAUCUAUCAGAUUCUUCUGCUCUUCAUGAUAUCCAUAUAUGUUCCAUUUUGCCUUGGUUGACAUGUUCUGCACCUUGCCACAUCAAAGGUCAUCAGUUAACGAAUGAAUCUAUUGCAAAUCAUGGAAGCCCAACACAGCCAACUGCUGCUCGAUAUUUGGCAACGGAAUGACUUUUCUUUGUUCUCAUGUAUCAUAAUAGCAUUUGAAUUAUAAAUGAACAGCAACAUGUCCUCUAAUUGAAGGCAGUGGAUGAAUAGAUGAGUCAUAUUGAAUCAUUUGAUUUCAUUUCAGAAACAUGACAUGAUCAGAAUGUGAUAUUUAUGGGUUUCAGGUUA